Messenger RNA from Heterobilharzia americana, 2595 nucleotides. NCBI's taxonomy places the organism in Eukaryota, Metazoa, Platyhelminthes, Trematoda, Strigeidida, Schistosomatidae. The record is from the annotation of a GenBank genome assembly.
AUGCCUAGUAGUAAUUCGUGUGCAUUUAGUGAAAUAUGGCAACCAAGCACUGUAUCAAGUAUUUCUGCACAAAACUUUGCAUUACCGAUAAAUUCAAACGUUGGACUGACACAGAAUCAGCCAAAUUAUGGUUUACGAGAGCAAGUUACGUAUAAUCAGGAUACCUCUGCAUAUAACGAACCCCAGUUAUGUGUUUCAGAAGAGAAAUGCUUCGCUGGAAGGAUGUCUCACCGUCAGACUACACCAAUCGCUCAAAGUCCAAAAGCAAAAAAUGUAGAUGAAUGUUUAUUACCCCCUGACUCAAGAUCCAGCCCUUCUGGAGGAUGUAAAACAGAACAAGUUAACAAAAAACUUACUCCAAUACCUCCACCACUUCCUCCUCGAUUGAAUUCACGGAACCAGGCUGUAUCAACAACAAAUACUCGUUUCAAGCCGAUGGACCACGUUAUUGCUGUAUCCACUGCUAGUGGAACCCAUCCUACGCAGUCUUUACAAACCCACAAAAAGGAGAUUGCAAACCGACCUCAAUCGUUAAAUACAACUGUAAAUCGAAAGAACAACCGAACGACAAGUAAUUCAAAUAAAAAGGCAACAAGUUCCGUAGCUGUAAUAAGUUCCCCUGUAUUAAAUGUUUCAAAGGAAUUGGACGACAACGUGAAUACAACAAUAUGUGGAACAAAUGAAAUGAAUUCACCCUCAGAUACGCCUCCCAAGCUACCUCCACGUAUGGUUACCCCAAACAACAGUAGUCUGCUACCACCAAAGAAGCAUGAAGUUUCUGAAAAGCUUGGAAAAUGCAACACACCACAUCGAAAUACACCUACAGAACAGCAACAAGAAGUUAUGCCAUAUGAUUUUGAUAGUCGAUCAGUCAGUCCACUUGUAAACCAAUCAACUAAGGCAUUUUUUCUUGGUCCAGUUGAACUUAUUAACCCUAUAGUGAAGUCCGAACAUAAAGUAGCCGAGGACAAACUGAUUGAUGAUACGCCUAAAGCAUCCACACAAAUUCAAGAGCUUGAAUCAACAGAGGAUGCCGAUGACUCAGCUCAAGAACAAUACGCAUUCCGAAUGGUUAAACCUGUUAAUCCGGCAGUCUAUCGACGCUUUAUGGAACAAAGAAUGGCAGAUGUUGGUAAAAUACAUCGAGAGCGUAAAGAAAGACGGGAUCGUCUUGAGGCUGAAAUGUCUAAAGUUGGUUUGGACGAAACUGCUCGAGUUCAAAUGCGUUGUCUGCUUCGCAAGAAAGAAUCCAAUCAUAUGCGAAUGCAAAGAGCUAAAAUGGAUCAGUCGAUGUUCUAUAGAAUAAAACAUUUAGGUGUCGGGGCAUUUGGCAAGGUAUGGCUUGUACGUAAAAAGGAUAACAAUCAAUUAUACGCUAUGAAGUUACUGAAUAAAAGAGAUGUUGUGGAACGUCGACAGCUAGCGCACGUACAAGCUGAAAGAGAUAUUCUCGCUGAAGCAGACAACGAAUGGGUAGUCAAAUUGUUUUUCUCAUUUCAGGAUUCCCGUGCACUUUACUUAGUGAUGGAAUAUAUUCCUGGUGGUGAUAUGAUGUCGUUAUUAAUCAAAAAGGGUAUUUUUGAAGAACCAUUAGCUCGAUUUUAUAUUGCUGAGCUGACGUUAGCUCUCCAGAGUGUUCAUGCUAUGGGAUUCGUACAUCGCGAUAUCAAACCGGACAAUAUUCUUAUUAAUCGUGAAGGUCACAUCAAACUUACAGAUUUUGGCUUAUGUACUGGAUUUCGUUGGACACAUAGUUCAAAAUAUUGGGAUUUAGACUUUAGUAUACCAUGCUCUUCACCAAGUCGUAGCAGAAUAAGUCGAGCUAAGACAACUGAACCACCUGAAUCAAAUAAAACAAGUGAAGAACAAGUCACAAAAAACAGCAAAGAAUGUGAUGAAGAUGAUAUCACAGCCAUAGAAAAGGAAGAAAUUGGGACGCUUGAACAGGUGAGAAAUCUUCGUCAAACAAAUGGUAAGCCCUUCACAGCAAUAAGAGGAGUACACCACGAUAAAACUCUUGAAAGACGCAGAAACAGUUUUGCUAACCGUCGUUGUGCGCAAUCUUUGGUUGGGACACCUAACUACAUAGCACCCGAAAUAUUACGCAGGCAAGAUUACGGACAAGCAUGUGACUGGUGGUCAGUUGGCGUGAUUUUAUACGAAAUGCUUGUUGGACAGCCUCCUUUCUUAGCUCAAACAGCUGCCGAUACUCAGAUCCGUGUUGUUCAGUGGUAUAAAUACCUUAAAUUACCCGGUGAACCACGUUUAAAGCCAGAUGCAAGUAAUCUUAUACGCCAACUUCUCCGAGAUCCAGCUGAUCGUUUAUCCGACCCAGUGAAAAUAAAGUCUCAUCCUUUCUUUGAAUCUAUUGCUUGGGACAAACUUGUUCAUCAAACUCCUCCCUAUGUUCCAACAAUUCGUGAUGAGUUAGAUACAUCCAACUUCGAUCCUGUUGACGAUGAACGUACACUCAAUAGCAGUGAAAACAGUCAAGGCUUAGAUUGUUCUUCUUCCAGUAAUACUCAAUUACCAUUUCCGAAUUUUACAUUCAAACGAUUUUUCGACCGAGAUCCAACUUCUGUUCAAACCCCCUGA